This is a messenger RNA of Anopheles gambiae (African malaria mosquito), 3863 nucleotides long. RefSeq names its product glycogen [starch] synthase (gene GlyS). Lineage: Eukaryota; Metazoa; Arthropoda; Insecta; Diptera; Culicidae. The record is from RefSeq and is a predicted model, not a curated record. Gene Ontology annotation, cellular component: cytoplasm. Bases 1346 to 3424 code for a protein of 692 amino acids. The transcript has 6 exons. Gene Ontology annotation, molecular function: alpha-1,4-glucan glucosyltransferase (UDP-glucose donor) activity. Gene Ontology annotation, biological process: glycogen biosynthetic process.
GCGUGACCAUCUUUGUUCCGUCCCCGUCCCCCCACACCAUACCAAUCUCCCGAACCUGCGUUCUUCGGGACAAAUCAUCCCGCUGCUGCCAUCUCGCUGCUGUCUGCUGCGGUACCGGUGCCCUAGCCAUUGACCUUUAUUUGACAUUUAAACGGCACGGCUCUCCGCUGGCGGUGCUUUCCGACGGCCAGAUCCGUCCCACCGUCGAUACAAUCCAAUCGGCCGCGUACACUCGGGAGCGGUCUAGUUUGCUCUCUCGCUCGCUCGCUCGCUCUCCGCUCCUUCGCGCGGUGCUCUAUUUCGGAUCUAUUUACCCAAACGGCGUGAUGUUGCCCUCAGCCUCAGCUGUUUCUUAAUUACCUGCGGACCCAAACUGCCUGCUUUCUUCUUUUUCCCUUCCGCAUCCUGUACCACCUGUGCAGACCGAUCGCGAGCUCUAAUGUGCCGUGUCUGCCGUGUCGCCUAAUGACGUUGGAGUGAAAAACGCAGCUCCAAAAACAGCCCUAACCCUGACCGCCGGGCAGCAUCGAGGUCAGCGACGCCGAUAAGAUACAGCGUUGUGCCUUAUCGGCACGCCGAAAUAAGGUGCCCCGGCCCCGGUAUUGCGCUUGUUACCACACCAACACACACCAACACAACAUGUACCAACGGAAUCCACGAAAACGAAUUGGACGGAUCGGUUGAGAAAGUUUCUAGAACCGGCCUGCCGGUUAAAAAUCCCGCUUACAUACUGAAGUGGUAGAACUGGUUUUUCUGGAGUGGAAUGCAUCGCUCCAGCCAUUUCCACUCUCUUCCCCCCUGAAUGUGUGGUGCAUUGCAUAAGGACUACUGCUAUGGGAGUGACCUCUACUUGGCGCUGUUGUGAGAUGAUCGUGUGCGUGUGUGUGAUCGCAUCAACAAUGAAAUGAAGCCUUCGGGAGUAAAGAACAACAAUAACAGAGCCACUUAGUUUUGUUGUUUUUGAAAAGCAAGAAUAACAAAAACCCCUUUUAAGUUUAUAUUAUGCUGAUCAUCGAACCAGUGCAGUUGAUAGGGACGGCCAGGGCGUGUUUACAUAACCGUGGCGACCGUACCGAUGAGCAAUGUGGCGCCGUCGGUAGGAACGAUGCAGUAAUAAUGAUGGAAGAGCAGGCAGGCAUCCUUUCCAGCGUUGACAUUGUGCCGAUGUCAAACGCGCAGUGGUCAAGGUCGUUUGAUAACCUUGAAGCCGUUGGUGGCCUCAAGACGCGCUUGGCGUUGGCGCGAACGCAUGCUAGAUACGGCCCGACAGCCCUGGUUAGAAUGAGCGGCGAAAUUCGCCAAUGUCUCUGUCGCCACUAUUAAUAGACGCAACACUUAAUACAACAUGAGCCGCCGAUAUUCGCGCGUCGAGUCCAGCUCGGACCUGAUGCAGUUUCUGGACCGUGGCCACUCGGCAAACACGGAAAACCGAUGGACGUUCGAGAUAGCGUGGGAGGUGGCCAACAAAGUCGGUGGCAUAUACACCGUGAUCCGAUCAAAAGCGUUCGUGUCGACCGAGGAGCUGGGCGACCAGUACUGUCUGAUCGGCCCGUACAAGGAAGCGUCCGCCCGUACCGAGGUUGAGGCGUGCGAGUUUCCCAGCAAUGGGCCGUUCUACCGCGCGGUCACGGCCAUGCGCAACCAGGGCUUCAAGGUGCACUGUGGACGCUGGCUGGUCGAUGGCAAUCCACAGAUCAUACUGUUCGACAUCGGGUCGGCGGCGUGGAAGAUGGACGGCUACAAACAGGAGCUCUGGGACUCGUCCAAUGUCGGCAUCCCGCAUCUGGACAUUGAGUGUAACGAUGCCAUCAUUCUCGGCUACACGGUGGCGACCUUCAUCGAUGAGUUCAAGCGCUGCGCUGAGGUGUACUCGCACGAGAACGAAUACGGUCCGCCACGGAUUGUGGCCCACUUUCACGAGUGGCAGGCGGGCGUCGGGCUGAUUGCGCUCCGGACGCGCCAGGUCGAUGUGGCGACCGUCUUCACCACGCACGCCACCCUGCUCGGGCGGUACCUGUGCGCGGGCAACACCGAUUUCUACAACAACCUCGACAAGUUCCCGGUGGACGAGGAGGCGGGCAAGCGGCAAAUCUACCACCGGUACUGUUUGGAGCGGGCGGCCACCCACCUGUCGCACGUGUUUACCACCGUGUCCGAGAUUACCGGGUACGAGGCGGAGCAUCUGCUGAAGCGCAAGCCGGACAUUAUCACCCCGAACGGGCUGAACGUGAAGAAGUUCGCGGCGAUCCACGAGUUCCAGAACAUGCACGCGAUGGCGAAGGAGAAGAUACACGAGUUUACGCGCGGCCACUUUUACGGUCACUUUAACUUUAACAUCGAGAAGACGCUGUACAUGUUCAUUGCCGGGCGGUACGAGUUCAGCAACAAGGGGGCGGACAUCUUUAUCGAGGCAUUGGCCCGCCUCAACCACAUGCUGAAGUCGAGCAACUCGGACGUGACGGUGGUGGCAUUUUUGAUCUUCCCGGCCAAGACGAACAACUUCAACGUGGAGUCGCUGCGGGGCCAUGCCGUCACCAAGCAGCUGCGCGACACGAUCAACAGCAUCCAGCAGGACAUCGGGAAGCGGAUGUACGAGACGUGCCUGCAGGGCCAGCUGCCCGAGGGCGCGGAGAUACUGACGAAGGAGGACAUUGUGAAGAUUAAGCGCUGUCUGUACGCGCUGCAGCGCGAUGGCAAUCCGCCCGUAACGACGCACAACGUGGUAGACGAUUGGAACGAUCCGGUGCUAGAGUCGAUCCGCCGGUGCCAUCUCUUCAACACGAAGUACGAUCGCGUGAAGGUGGUGUUUCAUCCGGAGUUCCUGAACUCUACCAAUCCGCUGUUCGGGCUGGACUACGAGGAGUUUGUGCGCGGCUGCCAUCUCGGUGUGUUCCCGUCGUACUACGAACCGUGGGGCUACACGCCGGCCGAGUGUACGGUGAUGGGUAUACCGAGCAUCACGACGAACCUGUCCGGGUUUGGGUGCUUCAUGCACGAGCACGUGGCCGAUCCGAAGUCGUACGGUAUCUACAUCGUCGACCGGCGGCACGUUGCGGUGGAGGAGAGCGUCCAGCAGCUGUCCAAGUAUAUGUUCGAGUUUUCGAAGCUCAACCGCCGCCAGCGCAUCAUUCAGCGUAAUCGAACGGAGCGGUUGAGCGAUCUGCUUGACUGGAGAAAUCUGGGAAUUUACUACCGCCAGGCGAGGGUUAAGGCACUGCAGCGUGUGUAUCCGGAUUAUGUGGACGAGUCUACGGAAUACCUGAAGCGAGCGACAGACUUCACAUAUCCACGCCCGAUCAGUGCCCCACCAAGUCCUAGUUCGUCCAGACAUACAACGCCGGCACCGUCCCUGCACGGUUCAGACGAUGAACAGGAUUCCGUCGACUCUGAGGAGGAACUACAGGAGCUAAACUCACACCAUUAGAUCGCACAAACUGGGCCAGCUAACCAAUCCUCCUAAUCCCCUGAAGCAGGAUCCUGUAGAUGUAUAGAGCGGGAGAAAAAAAAGAGAGAGAGAGCCUGCGGGACUCUUGCAAGCUGCAUCACUCACUAUGAAGGAUGAUAUUUUAUCCGAUGUUGACCAGAGAGAUUCUACCGGAAAUAUUCGCUGUCCAGUCUUGCCUGCCUGUCGUUUCAGUGUUUGUGUAUGAGUGUGUAUUUGUUGUCCUCGGGUAACUCAACACUACCUACUACUUACCGCGUCGGCUGCACUAGCCAAACAAGAGAUUGUGUUCACUCACCAACUCCCCUAAGUCCUAAGCUGUAUUUAAGAAAGGAAACAUCCAGCGGAACCGUUGUGUUGCAAACGUGUUUGCACUUUUAGCAAUAAAACCACCCCCUGUACGAAAUGUUCCGCUAACUUA